CAGGAGGAACUGUACGGGUGGAGUCAGCACAACGAUCCCUCAGCCUUUGACGGCCUCUUUUCAUUCACAGCGGGCAAAUUCGCACCACUCAAUGUGUUUGAGUAAUGAUGCUAUUGGUCUCCUUUCGUUGUGUUUUUUAUUGUUUUUGUUUGUAUUGCGUUCUGACUAAUGUUGGCUCAUCGGCAUCUAAGGUGAGGCCCUCUGGAUGGCACCUGUAGCUGAGGUAUCGCAUUCCCCUUGAUAGGGCUCUCUUGGACCUUUAAUGGCUGCAUAAAGCAAAACCCUUUUGGGUAGAGUUUUGCGUGAAGUUCCUCUAUAUUUAAGGGGUCUAGUCUUCUGCAUUCCUGUAAUGAAUGUUUUCUUUUUAAGUUCAAUACCAUUGUUUAGUCAGUGCUUUUUCUGGAGAAAUUAUUGCGCUCACUGACCAAAUCUAAACCUUAACUCCUUAUCCGGGCAUAAUUUUUCUGAUGGCUUUUGUCUGGCGCAGGGACCAAGAAAAGCAUAAGGGCUCCAAACAUUCCUUCAUUUGUAGAGUUUUCUACAGAAACCGCUAUAGGGCACACGAAUGCUAGAAUCAUUCAACUGCCAUGUAAAUUAUAGUUCAUACGUGGGUUUGUCUGAUCUUCAUGCUGUGGCUUCAAACAUCUUUGGGAUGUUGUUUAUCACACUUUCUUUGUAAUUUUCCAAGCCCUCAUAGUUUUGUGAACACAACACUGCACUAAGUGCCUGUGCAUGUGUGUAAUCAUAGCCAAUUGUUACAUUUAUAAUGUAAUAUUGUGCAGAAAAUCGUGAAUUUGCUAAGUUGCAAGACUUGAAGCCACAAGAGCAAAGUUCAGGUGAAAUCCACGUACUAACCAACUUGCAGCUCUCAUCGACAAUAGUAUCCGAGUUCCCUUUAUUCAUUUUUGUAAGAAACUGUUUUCAUUAACACUGUCAAUUGGUCGUCACUUGCAAUAAUUUCUUCAUAAUGACACCUGACCAGAUGAAUUUUUAUCCAACCCUAGAUUAUAUUGGCAUUACCAAGUCACGCGCGGCAGCUUACCACCUUUCAUGAAGAGAUAAGUGUUCAAUCAUUGCAUUCUACCGAUACCAACACAUAGGGCAGAAACUUGGAGGUUUACAAUGAAGCGAGGAAGGUAAGGAUCACGCAACAAGUGAUGGAACGAAAAAUAUGUGCGGGAUUUGCAAAAUAGCUGAAUUACUGCAAGGCCUGGACAACAUAGUUCCAAAAAUCAGUGUUUCAGUCUGUUAGUCUAAUAGCUUGUGCAACUGACUUAGUGUUCCAGCUAUCCAUUGGAUUAGAACCGCCGUGCUUUAGCAGAAGUUCACAUUUCUCAUAGAACCCAUGAUCCGUAAACUUUUGUGGCCGACUGCACAUUGCUGUACAUCUGGAGCAGUUCAUCUCUUUUCUAUGUAUCUAACAACUUCAUCAAUGCACGUAGCCGAGGUAAACUGUCUGUAAAUGGAAGCGUUGGCAGUAUUAUUUUAUGGAAUGCCCAUGUCAGUUGAGGUAUGAUUAUUUGAAGGUGCGAGCCAUUUUGUAGUGUACACAUUUAAAGUGCUGUUGCCAUCCUGAGGCCCAUCCUCAUUUUCCACAUUUUUUUUUUUUUUUUUUCUCUUGCGGUAGUCAUUUUAUUGACUGCCCCAUGUAUUGUGCCAUGCAUACAUAUCAUUGUUCCUGAAUUAGUAUUUUGUGCGGUUGAAGAGACAUGGCUGGCUUAUGCGCUCAUUUUGUGUUUACUGUCCUUGUUUGGCUAGAGUACUUGAGCAUUCUUUUCUUCUUUUACCUUUUUUUUUUUACGUGAUUUCAUUGUGUGCAUGGCAGAGACUUUAUCUUGUAUGAAAGUUUUUUUCCGUAGCUGGCUUUAGCCUAGAGCGUGGAUGCGUUGAAAUGGCACACAACAACGUUGCUGCUCUUGAUAGAUGACCAUUGAUAUAUAGUUGUUGCUGUUGGUUUGCUCCUGUUAAAAACAGUUAUAUAACGCAGUUGUUACAGAAUGCUUUCUUCUAAUCCUGAGCACCUGAACAUGACUGUGGCUCUCUUUUUCAAGCCAGGUUCUUGAUCAACUGCUCUAUGGAAUAGAAGAAUGACUUAAUCGUUAAAUGUUUGCACAGUCAGAACUCAUUUAUACACACAGUGAGACUCGCUUAUACCUGCUGCGGUGGCAUAGUCAGCUAAGGCGUUGCGCUGCUGAGCACGAGAUCGCGGGAUCGAAUCCCGGCCAUGGCGGCCGCAUUUCGAUAGAGGCGAAAUGCAAAAACACCCCUAUGCUUGCGUUGUAGUGCACGUUAAAGAACCCUAGGUGGUCAAAAUUAAUCCGGAGCCCUCCACUACGGCGUGCCUCAUAAUCAGAACUGGUUUUGGCACGUAAAACCCCAGAGAGAAGACUCGCUUAUAAUGAACCGAAUAAUACGGACAAUUUAUUUUUGUGUGGAUAGCUUAUAGUGUCUGGACUUACGAUAUAAAAGCACGUGAAAAGCAAAGAUAAGGCAGCUUGUAAAAAGUCUAGCAGCUGAUGGGAGAACAAGAUUCAGAAAUUGUUUUGUUAUAUCAUUGCUUCAUUAUAACUGUUGUCCGACUCUCACGGCCAACGAGGACGGGUGUUACCACCAGGUGAGCCAAAGCCAAUGCAAAUGCCUUUUCCGCACAAUGCUGAAGGCAUUCGAAAGAAAUGAAAAAAGAAAAACGAGCACCUAUGGUCAGUGCACUCUUACUGCGGCCACAAUGAACUGCCAUACAUGUGCAGUCAUGUCAACAAGUUCAUGACUUCGCUUCCUGCUCUCAUGCCCUUGCAUAACUUAUUUCAUUGAACAUACUGGCAGAGCACUCCAAGCCUCUGAUUUCGGUCAGUGCUCGUCACUGAAUGCGAACAGACGCUUCAUAACAUCAGUAGUAAAAGUACUUAUAUGCUCAUUUGCACUAUAAUAGAAGUUUGUUCAAUGUAACCAGUAGCUAUACGUGUGAUUGGUAUGAAGUGGUUUAAACUGCGCUGAGUAAAGGAGUUGUGACUGUGAAAAACAUUACCUUUUGUCCCCAUAGUUACUGCAUUUUUAUACUAUUAGUUCCUCACAAGCUGUAACGACCUAAAGUUGCUGAACAUCAGCAGGUGUUGUCCUUGACAAAAAGGCAGCGAGAUGCUUGUGAGAAUCUUAGUGCAAUAUCGUGCCAUAGUGCAUAGCUUGCACAUGGUACAGAUUAAACAUCUCUGGUGGCAACUGAAGUGCAAAUUGCAGGUGUGCAAGUUUAGAGUGUGAUGUGCUAUGUAAUUGGAUAUUUAACGACAAGUUGCACUCUAGGUCUUUUCAUCUUGUGCUGUACUUCUAACCAAAUCCUGUGAUAUUGCAGUACGCAACACUGUGUGCAAAAUAACUACAGUCACUUACAAGCUAAGAGCCUAGCAGAAGGUCGCAGGCUCGACUCCCGACUUCUGUAGCCGCACUUUCACAAGGGUGGAAUGCGAAAUCACUUGUCUUGCGUCCUAGCAUUUCAUACAUCUUAGUAGACCCUAGGUAUAGUCGCAUAGCCAGAGUGGGUGCCAGGCCCUACUGGUACAGCUAAAAAAAACUGCAGUAAAGACAUUUUUUGUCAUUUUUAACUAUUUUGUUAUUUUUAUUGUUAUUAAAGCUUUCUUGUUAUUUUUUAGAUGUAGUAAAAGAUUUCGGGGGGUGUUCGGUCAUCCGGACCCCCUCUAGCUGCACCCCUGCUUAGGUGGUCAAAAUUGUCAUGUAGCCUUUCAAUUUAGCAUCCGUCAUACCCCAAGUAUUGUUCUAAAAACAUCAGUCGCUCAGCCUUCCUUCCUAACGAUCCAUCCCUCCGUUCUCUUGAGGUGAUGUGAUGAUCAGAAUGUCCUGGGUGUGAAGCAUGCUAUUAAUGAGGACGUUUAUUUAUUUGUAUUGAAAUCAGCAUAUGCCUCCAUGCCAUACUUCACAUCAUACAUGUGUGCUUUUGCACUGUGCGCAUUCUUCAUCGCAGGCCCACCACCUGAUGUUCUGCUCUUACACUGGCCUCUGUGUGUUUUAAGGAUUUUUCUAAGCACGUUGUGUUAGGCAGCAGGUAUAGCACACAUUGGCAGUAAGAGCUUGUAAGUGGCUGUAGUUUAUUGUUGAGCCUGAAUGCCUACGUUGUGUACAGUACAAAAGUUAAUAUAUAUAAUGCGCAUGCUUGUGUGUUGAUGUAGCUUUUUGUUUGUGCAUUUGUACUUAUAUGUAAUGAGGGUAAUGCCUUUUCCUUUCUCGCGUGUGGCAGGGUAUUUGUAGAAAAGUAUGUCAGCAUUCCGUCUUUAGGUUUGUUGCUUUAUUAGCACAUUAGUCUUUAUUAGCUUUAUUAGUCUUUUGAAAUGUGGCAACGAAUUGACUAUGCCAGUGUUCCCUCAAAGCUUGGCUUGAGAAAAGCGUUGCAGUUGUGGAUUAGUGCUGUAAUGUGUCACUGUUGCCAAGAGCAGAGCUUUUUCUUGCAGUAAAAUUAUGUAAAUGUAGGAUAGGAUCGGCAUUGCCAUUGAUGUCAGCUCCCCUGACAUAGCAUUUCCCAUUUUUAAUUGGUAAAUUUUAGUUAACUGUUGAUGCUUGAGCAAAGCAAGUUGAAUUUAAACAUGAAAAGACGGGCAAGUUAAAAAAUUUAACUGGAUUUUAACUCACUGGUGCUGCCUGUUCACACUGCUCUGAUGGCAUCUUGAUGAGGAUGAUAUCCAAUGGCAUCACCUUUGAAUCUGGAUCGUGACAAACAUGGUUACAGAAGUGCAGCGCCCUCUCUGUGUGGACAUGUGACUAAAAGCAGGCGGUAGAACAUUGCCAGCAAAAGAAGUUAAUGACUUAGCAGUUCAACAUGCAAGUGCAUUUUGGCUUACUUUAUUUGAUUUGCCUACAAGAAAAUACUUUAUACUGUUUUUGAGCUCCCUUUUACAGGAAUGCAGUGUCCUCUGUACACGAGCAUUUGACUCGUAGAAGGUGCUAGCAUAGGUUGCCAAGCCAGCUAUGUAGAGAGCCAAUUAGUCUUGGGCGAUUUUAGUUGGAGAAUUGCGCAACAUCCUUCAGUCAUUAUUUUCUCUGCAGCUUUGUCAUCCAUAAAACAAAUGUUGCAGCAUUUCUAGAACUUUAGUCAAUCUAGAUGGACCCAUUGUUUGCAUUUAGUAUCCCCUUCAGAAAAAUAUGCACUCUAACAGGCAAGUUAGGCACCCGGUACAUGCCACAUUGACCAUGUGUUAGUUCUGAGAAGUUAACUAAUUUCUGAACCAGUCAGCCCGUCUAGUCAGUGGAUGUAUUAGUGCCAUUACUACUUGAACUAGUUAUUGUGAGAUGUAAAAAAAAAAGACUAGUCAUUCCUAAUGUCACUUGGGCUUUACAAGAAACUAGAAACGAAGCUCACUAGUUUCACACCAAAUAGUUACUACCUGCCAUUGUGGAAGAAAGGAUGAUGAAAUGUCUAUUGGAAGAUGAGCAAAACUAUCACUAUUGUGGUAGCAGUGAAGCAGACACUUGCAAUAUUGUCAUGCUGUCCCAUAGUAUUAUAAAAAAUUAUACACGACUAUGCAGUUCGUGGUGGUUAAUAGUAUUAACAGCGCCAUAACUUUCUGAACAGAAGGCAGUGAAUGUCGAUAGCAAUUUUUUAAACACACAGUGCAAUUAGUAAUGUGGUCUUAAAUGUUGUUGGUAUCUGUUCCUAAACAUACUAAGUGCUAGUUUGCCUACAUAACAACAUGUAGUAGUUAACAUUACAGACAUUUUUGUAUCACGACUGCAGUACUUACCAACACCACUGCCAUUUCAAGAACUUCUUUGCCUGUUAAACAGGAGACAUUGACAAUAGUAGAAGAAAGUUGUGUAUCUAAUUGGUGUGAUGGCAAUUUGUUUUUUGGCUUUGGAUGAUUGUCUAUUUUGAUCGCACUUUCUAGAAACUCAGCUUGCAUUCAAAUUGGUGUUUGCUGAAGUCAACUUUGAAAGCUUGUGUGACAUGCAUGCGCAUAUUCAUUGUCUUGAAAUUUUCUUGUUUCUGAGCAUGAAAAAUUGUAUGCAUCCUGUACUUCGAACUAACCGAUGCCUGAGCUACUAACUCGCGCGCGCCUGCUCUUCUCUAACCUACACCGAGAGCUUGAAAUGUAAAGGGACUCAUAUGUGCCUUGAUCUUUUGUCAUUGGUGUUGAAGCAUGUGUUCUUUUUUUUUUUUUCCUUCACAACAUGUGAAAUUCGAUUCACGAAUCGAAAUGCAUCACGCAAUCAGCAAAUUUUGCCAUGCAUCGCUGUGCAACACCAUCCUGUUGCUUGACAUCAACUCACACUUUUUCCAACACUCAGAUUUUCUUGUUUUUCUCGAUGAGGGGAGAGGGGGGAAAGGGAGCAAGAACGGGGGUGUGCAAAUUUGCCAGGCUACCUGUCAGUAAUGCAGGCUGAAGAGCGCGACCGCAGGAGGUAUGGUGGCAGUUCGAUUCGAGAACCGAAUGUUCACUGUUGCCAAAUUGGGCUUUGUAAUGCAGCGGGUCAGGAGAUUUGCCAUGUGUGCUCGAAUUUGUUACGACACCUGUGUCAUGUUCAUGGAGAUUAGUUGUUUAAAACAUUCGGGGAUGGACCUACUUCGUGUAGCAGAUGGCUUGUCAACAUCACAAGCCGGUGCAAAGCGCCAGUGAGUGUUGUCACCCCUGGACUCUGUAGGAACUGCCGCAUAUUGCUUGAUAAAUUCAAGCGCUUGCAGCACUGAGGCAUAAGUUCUCAUGGACCCUCGAGAGAGGGGAAACUGUCAAGCUGCUUGUGUAGUGCCCGCAACAUUUCUCAGUGACAGACACAUCAGCUCAGAUUGUGGGAGAACUUUGUUGCGGUGCGAAGAAUGGCGGGACAGGGAGCUGGCGAACUCGCGCACGCACUCGUGCCAGGAACCACUCGGCCGCAUGGAGGGCUCGAGCAAAAUGUGGAAGGGGAAAAUGAAGAGUCUGCUCAAGUCAACGGUGGCUCCCCUGAGAAGGAAAACGAAGCAAAAGUGGCUGACGAUGGUCCAGUGAAGAACAUCCACGUGGUGACAGAUGUCAUCAAGGCUGCCAAAGCCGAACAGCGUCUGCAGCAACUGAAGCGUCAAAAGCGGAGACCGCCUCCGGACGACACCGUCGAGAAGGACCUGGACUGCCCCGUCUGUGGCAAGCAGUUCACCAAAAGGUACUACCUGCAGCGCCACCUCCAAAUGACCGUCUGCUCGGGCAAGCCCCCGCCCUCUCACCCCUGCGAAGUGUGUGGAAAGGUUUACUCCCGUAAGGACAAUCUUCGGGAGCACCUGCGUGCACACGCCGGCGAGGUAACGCGGCGGAAGAAGUACAAGUGCGACCACUGCGGCAAGACCUUCCACGGCAUCUCGCUGCUCAAGAUUCACAUCCGUGUGCACACUGGCGAGCGCCCGUUCCCCUGCGACUUUUGCCAGAAGAGUUUCCCGUCGAUCACGGCUCUCAACAAGCACCGGCGCAUCCACACGGGGGAGAAGCCGUACGCCUGUGCCGAGUGCGGCAUGCGAUUUUCUCUCAAGGGGACGCUCAACCGGCACACGCGCAUCCACACGGGAAUCCGACCACACAAGUGUCCUUACUGUGGCAAAGAGUUCAUCCAGGGUGGCGGACUCAAGGCGCACCUGUUCCACCACACAGGCAUGAACGGCUUCAAGUGCACCGUCUGCGACAAGGUGUUCAACCGCAAGGCUCGGCUAGACCUGCACAUGAAGUACCUGCACCUCAAGGAAAAGCCGCACGUGUGCGAGGACUGUGGCAAGGGUUUCACGCGGCGCGAGGACCUGAACCGUCACUCUGUGCUGCACACGGGCGAGAAGCCAUUCCAGUGCCCGACGUGCCAUAAGCGCUUUGCCAUCAAGCCCUCGCUCAAGAUCCACAUGGUGACCCACACCAAGGAGGAGCCCCGGUCGUGCCAUGAGUGCGGCCGCGCCUUCAUCCGCAAGGAUUGCCUCAUGCGACACAUGCGCAAGCGCCACCGGGACCUGCUCGACCGCAUCCUGCUCGACGAGGAGGACGACCGCUUCGCCCCGACCCCCACCGCCACUCCGGGAGGCACGGCCAGCACGGACGGCGGCAACAAGCUUGGUGCCCAGGUGGGCGGCACUGUGGCCCGGAUCCUGUCCGAACAGGCUCUUUGCGAGAGCAUCCGCGAGCUGCUGGGCCUACUCGUUGAUGAGCCAACACUGAAAGGCUUUGGAUACCCGGACAAGCCCGUGGACGAACUGCUCGAAGCGGUCAUCCGUCGUUGCGGCCACAGCCCGGCUAGUCCCGAUGACUACAACUACAUGGACCGGCUGCGCGAGAACUCCAAGCUCCUCUUCACAGUGGUCAUUGACGACAAUGCCGUCAAGACUCUGCUCAAUAACCAGACUGUCGACGAGGUCAUUCUACACGUGUUGCGUCUCGCAAAAUCCUAGCUUCUCGUUGUCCUCUCCCCCAUCUCGUUUCGACUAACUGAAGGUGCACAGAAGCAAACAAAUCGUUUUCUAAUUGUAAUAGGAUGACGCUCACAUUGAUUGUGCAGGCUGAGCGUGUUUGAUUUCCACGUGCUGUCAUAAUGAAAGGGACCAUGAUAUGUUAGUACUAUGUAACUUUAACUGACUAUUUAGCUGACUGCUACUGCUGACAGUAGCAGUCAGUUAAAUACUGCCUUGGUAGUUUUCUGAAAACCCUUGGAACUUGGAAAAGCAUGAUGUCAGCGGUCUUGUUACACAUUGUUGCAACCGCAUUUCACGGUUUCUAAGAUUUGCGAGAGACUGCGCAUUUGUCACUGAAUAGCAUAACUUUUCCAGUCAUCACAUAAAAAUUCAUAACGAGUGUUGUCAGUCAUGCAGAUCGUAUUCGUUCUAGUCGUAAACACAUCUUGUGCCACUUUAUUGGCUCAUUAAGUGACCAUAGUUUACGAAACCAAAAGAAAGAAAGAAAAGGAACUGGAGCAAUGCUUGCAAACAAAUUUCGUCUCGCAUUAGGUUUUCUUCUGAACUGGAAAAUGGCAGUCACUGGCCGCUGACAUACCUUUUUGAGUGCCCAUAGGGUCAUGAAGUCACAAGAAAGCCGCCUACAGAAGAUAAACAUUGAUGUCAAGCUUAACAGAGAGCUCGUAGCAUGCACUACGAUGCCGCAAAGUGGAUUUGCUUCUUUGCACCCUCACUCUCCUGUGCUUUGAGCACCGUGUAUUCUUGUCUUCACUCUGUCUCAUACUUUAUUACUGCAUUGCACAGUGCCCAUGCUUAGCUGGGCAUGAACGGAGCAGCAAAUGGCUGGAAAUGUGCUAGGUCUUGUCGCGAGUCCUGUAGGUGCGUUGUGUAUGCCAGGGGAGGGGGAGAAUCGGAUCUACCAACAUGAAGAUUGACACGAUCAUGGGCACGCACAAUCUACAUCUGCCUGGUAGCCCAAAUCGUACGAAAAAACUAACUGCAUUCUCUCCCAUUGGAAGUUUUUGACUGUUGUGGCACAUUCCCAAAGACCUGUAGCAGAAGUUAAAGGGGUUACUGGGGAAGGCAAGGCAUCUCCAAGUCUGUGUCGGUAUUUUCUUGGCACUUUGGGAAAGGAGUGCGAGAGACACGAAGCGCUCUUCGUGCGUUUGAAGUGUCUGAUAGCAAUGUGGUAGUAAGGCAACUUUUGCACAACAUUAAGCGUGAGCACGCCAGCCCACAUAGUAAGUGGGCUCUAUGUGAUUUUUGUCGGCAGUGUGGGGAAAGCCUGACUUGACAGGUAAUGUGAUGUGCCAGCCAGUGAGACUGGAAUAUUACUCCAAGAAGAAAGUGCUGGAUGUGCCCAUGCUAGUGAAAUUGAGAUGCCCAAACUUGUGCCUUACCGUUACGGUGCUUCAAUGUUUGUCAUGGUUUUCCUCAUUGAGACUCUUUUUUUUUUUUUUUCACAUGCGAUGUAGUGAAAGUUGUGAAAUUAAGUCGUUCAUUGUGUUUCCAUGCCACAAUUGUAGUACAACCUUCAUUUUAGCAUUCCUCCCUCAAAGCAGGGGGUGGCGGGUGGGUGCAGUGAGUAACACUUGUUUUUCCUUGAAGUCGUGAGAUUAACAAUACCUUUUCUUUCGGUAAUGGCUAACAUGGAAAUGGCAGUAGGGUCACAGCUAGUGGAAGCUACUAAAAAUUUCGAGAUUUAGAAUUGCUGGUAAUGUUCCAGACAACUUUUGCCCUUGACGACUACAAGCCUAUUUUUUACUCCUCACUUUCAGUCUAGCCAAAUGGCACUUGCUUAAGGAAAAGCAGGCCUGCUUAUUUCUGGGGCAAAGCACUGCUCUUGAAUACGGGAAGCUUAAGCCGAGUAUUGCACAGCCACGACACAGAGCAGCUAAUAAGUAAGCCUAAGCGAACCAGUCAGUAACUAUUACUAGUUCGAAGAAAUUUAGCAUAAAACAAAAGCAAAAUUUUUCUAUGAAUGCUACCAAUUUCUGGUUCAAAGUGCAGUUGUUUAAUGGAGUCUUACGAUAGCUUCAGUAAUUUACUAAUUUAGCUUUACACAAGAUCUGUUAUUCAUAUUGGAGGUUAGUGCGAAACGAACACAACGCAGAAACUAGCACAGGUUUGUCCACCUCACCAGUAGUUGGCCCUAUGUAACAUUCUUCAACUUUGAGGGGGACAUGUAGCCAGUGCUACACCUAGAACAUGCAUCUGUUAAAAGAUUAGCUUGCAGGUUCUCAUGCGAAAUUUAAGUUGCUGUGAAUACUAAUGAAGUCUUGUACAUGAGGGCAGAGGUUAUCCAAAUAUGAAGUUGAAGAUUAAAGUUACUUGUUGUAUUGUAUUUUGAAAUUCCUGAGGCUUUCACUAUCUUAUCCCACUCUUAUGAUUGAUGCGGCAUGCAGCCAUUAUCACCUCUGCAUCUCAUGCCUUUCAUACAGCACAAUCCACUUUUAAUUUUAAAAAUAAGCCAUGAGUACUGCAAUAUUUCUUAAAUAUCUGGAAAAUGUGGCUGGUAUGACAUUAGAAAGUUGCGUAUGUGUAAUGUAAUGUGCAGGCCUUCAUGUCAGAUACCCGCUGUCGUUAGUUGUGCAAUUUUGAAUAGGUGUUCUGUUUAAGAGUAGACAAGACUGUAAGAGGAUUGGGCACAGAGCGGUGGCCAAACUUUCAUUGCCUCAGUUCUUUGAUUGUUGACAGCAGAGUAUAAGGUAAAUAAGUCUGCAGCUCCUAGCAAGGAUUAAAACAAGUACUGUGAGUUUUGGCUCAUAUCCUAAUUGAGAGUUGUGAAACAUGCGUACAGUGUUGAAAUGACAUGUGAUUAUUAUCUAAUCACUGAUAAGCGCCGAGUGGUGCUUCACAGUUAACAUCCUCUGCUGAAAAUUACUGCUGCAGGCUGGGAGCGCUGUUCAUGUGAGAGUUUUCUUGAGCAGAUUAACAAUAUGAAUAUCGAUUUCAGGGCUAGGGAAAGUUAAACGUAGAUACUAGCUUUGUAUCAUUUGAGCAGCAUCUUUCCAUUGUAACCACAUUGCUAACUUUUACUUGUUUUUAAUUUUUGCCAUUACUGUCUCAUGUUUUUAUCAGCUUCUGCAAGGCAGUCAACAGUACCUUUCAUCUGUUUGAUGCGGCAAAUGUGUGGUUAGCAGUUAGUUGCGUCGAUCAUUGUUGAAGAUUUUAUAUAUACAUUACAUUGUUGUCGGGCAGCACGAGAAGCACAUCGGUAUUUUACCUAAGCUAAAAAAGAAAUUGUUACGACAGCUUUUGUGCAUCAGUCUUUGCGUAGCGGAACAGCGGUGUGUCUCUUCAGGGGGGGCACCAGCCUCUGCAUUUGUCCAAUGUUGCCACACGUAGCCUUAUACAGAGAGUCGCGCAAAAGUGUUAAGAAGUCAGGCUGUGCCUUAUUUUCUGUCUGCAGUGUAAGAGGAAGCUUCGGCUCAGGUCUGACUACGACUUUCAUGUUUAAUCACGGGAGAAAUGCCGUAAAUACUUUCAUUAGGAAAUGAAGUCUAAUUCUAGUGACUAGAUGUAUGCGGAAUGUCACAAAAAUUUCGAAAAUUGUAGGUUUCUUUUUAGUAAAACGGCGCGUUCUUAAAAUUCUGUAACUCUGCAAUACACACUGGUAUCGAAGCUUUGUGAACAGCUGAUGAUGCUUAAACCGGAUGAAGUCAUUUUGCACUACUGUGUACACAUACACUUGUGUCGGUUAAUAAGCAUUUUCAGGAAAACUUCGACUUGCGGGACAUGGCGAAGUCUAAAGCCUGAUGUUCAUGCUGUAGCAGGUGCAGUAUGGAAAAUCGCUAUAUACAUUGUCAUAAGGCUGUGCAGUUGUGGACUCGGCAUUUGAGGUCUUCAUCCACUAAAAUAAUCAAGGACGCCAAGAACAGUUCAGCUCUAAUCAGUCACUGGAAUUUAAUUUCAUUCAAAUGCUACAAAGUUCAUUAUUCAGACCGUUUCAGGGUCCGCAUAAUGGUUGGGUUUCCCAUUAAAUACAGUAGAAGCUUGUUAAAUGAAACUUCAAGAGACCCAAGAGAUAUGUUCUGAUAAACAUGAGAUUUGUUUACCGAGAUAGAUGUGAAGCCCUAUAUGUCAUACACCCUCUUAAUGCAAGUAGUGAAUGUAGAAGCUAGUUGAGAAAAAGAAAAAAUGACAAGGUGUAUAGCAUUCAAAAUUUUAUGUUGCUGCUUUUUGAGAGUAACUUUCUUCACGAAAGACAGGUGUUGCAAAAGUAAUUUGAAAUCCUGGUUCUCUUCGAAAAAAAGUCAUUUAGAUCUUUAUUCUGCAUUUCCAUAUAUAUAGAGUUGCAUACAUUUUGGUUCUUAUUAAGGAAAUUGUUUUUACAUUGUUCAAAUGUGAAACCAACCAAUUAAGAGCAUGCCGUUUACCAAGAUUCUACUGUACUUGAAUAGUGAAAUUGGUAGUAUGGCUUGAAGCUUGGGGCUUCCUCGUAAACUGUUACUUAUGAUCAGCUUUGGAUGGUCAGUUGUUGUGUUUCUGUUGUUGCACCUGGGUCGGCCAGCAACAGCCAAGCGCCGGCAAAUUUUACAUUCCACCAUUAGCCCCUUUGGUGCCCUUUGCACGUUUUAGACAGCAGCGGUUGUAACCUUCUGCCCUAAGCCAUCAUCUGAAUGGUACCAGUGCCCUCAGAAUGUAUCUUGGAACAUCAAUAAUAUUUGCUGGCGGGUUAGUUGGUGAUGCAUUCUUCGUACUAUGAAGACUUUAGAACAAGUGCCUUGCGAAUUGUUUCACAGAGCCCUUGUCUGCUCGUGCACACAGCUAGAAUCAUGUCAUAACAGAUGAGAGAAAUGAACCAUCGUUUUUCUUCGCAUUUUCAUGAUUUAAUUCCGCACUUAGUUUUUCUCUCACUCUUUUGUGAACUCGUUCUGCAAGCAUUGCGAGUAGUUCUGCAUUGUCUCAUGAAAAGUUAUGUUAUGAUGUAAAUAGUCGAUAAGAAAUGGUGUCAAGAAGUCAUUGUGUGCCUUAUUACAAGAUACGCUGGAUUUCAUGUGUUUGUCUUAAUACAGAUUUCCAAGCAGUAAUACUUGCACGAGCUUUUCAUAUUUCAUUGUCUUCUUCGCUACUGUCAUUGUGUGCGCUUCUCACAUUGCCUUUUCUCUAUUUUCCAACCCUUGUACCAAUUUUACAUGAAUUGUGAACUUUUUUUUUUUUUGCACAUCAAUCAUUCUUUGCUGUAUGGAAAUAUAUAUGAAGAGCAUAUUACUGUACCUGUCCUGGUGUGGCCCCUUGGUUUAGCUGACACAUAAAAGGGUGCAAGUAUUUUGUCUUG
Messenger RNA from Dermacentor silvarum, 13676 nucleotides. RefSeq names its product gastrula zinc finger protein XlCGF57.1. Lineage: Eukaryota; Metazoa; Arthropoda; Arachnida; Ixodida; Ixodidae. The record is from RefSeq and is a predicted model, not a curated record. Bases 6815 to 8395 code for a protein of 526 amino acids. The transcript has 6 exons.